AUGGUAUUCGUGUCGUCCAUUAGAUCCGGUAUUUUCGAUGACCCCGAUUGUAGCGCAGAGAAUGUGGAUCACGCGGUCGUAGCCAUCGGAUACCAUCCCGACUAUUUCAUCGUCAAAAAUAGUGCUGAAUUAUGUGCACCGGGAGGUCUAAAAAAGUUUGACUCAAAUAUAGCUAAACUGAUAACUAUUGGCAAUUCCGGGCGACGUUUCCCCGAUAGUAGGGGCUCUGAGUUGAAAAAUCAAAAUGAAAAGCUGCUUGGUGAUAUCGAAAAGUAUCGCAAUCAAUGUAUGGACAAUAUGCCCAAGCAAAUCACCGGAAUAUUAUUAUACACGGGCAAGAGUACAAUUAGACAAUUUUGUAAAAGGGACAAUAAACAACUGGACAACCUACUUAAGGCCGGUGCGUGUGGUAACUCUGGGAAUAACCAGGGUGUCCCCCAAUGUACGCCCAUUGCAGUGGACAGUAUGCUAGGGUUAGUCCGGUCUAUCACUGGGAAUACUAUUGACGUGUUUUGCGGUGAAUAUACCGAGGGCUCAGACAAGUGUGACAGCCUAGACAAACCUCCAAAAAAGCUAAAAUCUCAACGAAGGACUAAAUCGUUUGCGUUGCCUAUGAUUGAUGUGUUAAGAAGUUUCCCCGAGGUCUAAAUAACGUAAUUAAAUAAGGUUAUACAGUAUAAUUCAGUAUAAUUACUAAUUGUUAAUUAGCAUGAACAUUAUUUUUUAUUUAAGG
Messenger RNA from Oppiella nova, 733 nucleotides. The record is from the annotation of a GenBank genome assembly. NCBI's taxonomy places the organism in Eukaryota, Metazoa, Arthropoda, Arachnida, Sarcoptiformes, Oppiidae.